Ziziphus jujuba (common jujube) is the source of this 1251-nucleotide messenger RNA. RefSeq names its product receptor like protein 27-like. NCBI's taxonomy places the organism in Eukaryota, Viridiplantae, Streptophyta, Magnoliopsida, Rosales, Rhamnaceae. Gene Ontology annotation, molecular function: protein binding. The record is from RefSeq and is a predicted model, not a curated record. The transcript has a single exon. Bases 1 to 1251 code for a protein of 416 amino acids.
AUGCUGAAUGGGUCAUUACCAAUUCCUCCACCUUCUACCCUUCUCUUUGACAUUUCAGACAACAAUUUAACUGGAGAAUUUUCUCCUUCAAUUUGUGAUCUGCCGUUUCUUCAAAUUCUUCAUUUGUCUAACAACAGGUUGAGUGGUGUGAUUCCAGAGUGUUUGGGAAACUCUGGCAACCGACUCUCAGUGUUAAAUCUCAGAAACAACUCCUUUACUGGCAGCAUUCCUGACACCUUCACAGAUGGAACACUCUUGAGAGUGAUUGAUCUAAGCGAUAAUCAUCUACAAGGUCAACUACCAAGAUCACUAGCCAAUUGCGGGAUGCUUGAAAAGCUUGUUCUGAGUAACAAUCAGCUCGAUGACAUUUUCCCUUCCUGGUUGGGGAAUCUUCCAGAGUUGAGAGUCCUAGUGCUCAAAUCCAAUAAGUUCCAUGGAGUUAUAGAAGACCCACAAACCAUCUUCCAACCCACCAAGUUGCGUAUAAUCGAUAUGUCCAACAACAAAUUCGUUGGAAAAUUGCCAUCUAAAUACAUCCAGAGCUGGAAUGCCAUGAAAGAUAUCAGUUUCAAUCUCUCAGCAUACUUGCAGACAAACCCAGCUUUCAAUGCACAAGAGUAUUUAUUGGAGACCAACUACGAUGUAAUAGUUACCAUGAGAAACGACGGUUUUCUUAUACGCUAUGUGGUACUCCAUGAAGAUGUUGCAGUCAUAGACCUCUCAAACAACAAAUUUGAUGGAGAAAUUCCACAAGUCAUAGGGGGUUUAAAGGGUCUCAACGGACUCAACCUAUCCAAUAACAUUCUAAGUGGUGGAAUACCGUCAUCUUUUGGGAACUUAACAGAGCUUGAAUUCUUGGAUCUUUCUCACAACAAGCUCUCAGGAGAGAUACCCAAACAACUCACAAUUCUCAAGUUUCUUCAAGUCUUUGAUGUCUCUCACAAUCUUCUCACAGGACCUAUACCACAAGGAAAUCAAUUUGACAAGUUCGAGAGCAGUUCAUAUGAAGGAAACUUGGGAUUGUGUGGCCAUCCAUUGCUGCUGGAAUGUGGAAAUUCUGAGGGCUCAAAGUCGGAGUCAGAACUUGAAUUUGAUUGGAAAGUUGUGGGGAUUGGAUAUGGAUGUGGGCUAGCCAUUGGAUUAUUUAUUGGGCAAAUUGUGAUUUCAAAGAAGCACAUGUGUUCUGCCAUGAGUUUUAGAAUAUACAACAAUUCAAGAAGAAGAAAGGGAUGGAUGAGGCUUAGGAAAUGA